Messenger RNA from Rhodamnia argentea, 2164 nucleotides. Its product is annotated as tRNA(His) guanylyltransferase 2-like. NCBI's taxonomy places the organism in Eukaryota, Viridiplantae, Streptophyta, Magnoliopsida, Myrtales, Myrtaceae. Gene Ontology annotation, biological process: tRNA modification. Gene Ontology annotation, molecular function: tRNA guanylyltransferase activity; magnesium ion binding. The transcript has 14 exons. The record is from RefSeq and is a predicted model, not a curated record. The coding region runs from base 300 to 1895 and encodes 531 amino acids.
AAUUUCUGUCUCCGACGAAGCUGACCUUGUGAUUAAGCACUUCUCCGUUUUCGUGCUGCAAUUCCAUGGCGUCUUACGUUUCAUUGCGCUCUCUGUCUGUCUCUCGCUCUCGCUCUCGCUCUCCGACUUCCAGCAUGAAGUCCUCGAAAUUGUGUAAUCGCAUGUGAAUGGAAUUUGCUGGCUUUGCGUGUUGCGGUUCGACAGUUUACCAGGUGAAUUGCCUUGUCUUAUUUAUGCCCACCAGGUGCUUGCUCAUUGUUCUGCGUGAGUAGUUGAGAAGAAAUCCCUUGCUUGCGAGAAUGGCAAAAAGCAAAUACGAGUACGUGAAGUCGUUUGAAGUGGAGGAUGAGGUGAUGCAGCCGAAUUUGAUCAUUGUGCGAAUUGAGGGAUGCAAUUUCGAGAGGUUUUCCGACAUCCAUGAUCUUGAAAAACCUAACGAUGAGAAAGCACUGGCUCUGAUGAACUCAUGUGCUGCUGCUGUGUUGGAGGAAUAUCCUGAUAUAGUUUUUUCUUAUGGAUUUAAUGAUGAAUACAGUUUUGUUUUCAAGAGGAAGACAAAGUUCUAUCAAAGGCGAGCCAGGUACUUUCCGAGACUCCAUGUCAAUUUCAACAAAAUGAUGUCGCUGAUUGUGUCUUUCUUCUCUUCUGUUUAUGCCACAAAAUGGAAAGAGUUCUUUCCCCUUAAGAAAAUGAAGUGUCCACUUUCCUUUCUUGCACGUGUUGUUUGUUGUGCCUCAUUAGAGGUUCUUCAAGCAUAUCUUGCAUGGAGACAAAGUGAAUGCCAUAUACGUAACCUUUACAAUACUUGUCUCUGGAUGCUACUUAAGAGUGGAAAAUCAGCCAAGGAAGCGGUGGAAGUUUUGGAGGGUACCCAAAAGCAAGAGAAAAAUGAGCUUCUUUUUCAGCAGUUCGGGAUCAACUACAGAAUGCUUCCUGAAAUAUUUCGUCAAGGGUCAUGUAUCUUUAUGACGCAGGCAGAAGAUGUAGUGAAGCACGAUGAGCAUGGAAUUCCCAUCAAAAGAAUGCGGCGAAAGCCUAGGAUGAUCCACAAUGAACAUAUAGCUGGGCGAAACUUUUGGAAUGGACAGCAAUAUCUCUUGAUGGAACUAGGUCCCUUUGACAAUGAGAUAAAGAAGAUAAAAGCAGAAUAUGUCAGAUCCUUUCUGUUUGAAAACAAGUUGAUGCCAUCUACUUGGAUUGUGAUCAGAAUUGAUGGUUGCCACUUCCACAGAUUUUCGGAAGUUCAUGAGUUUGAGAAGCCAAAUGAUCGGCAAGCUUUGAACCUUAUGAAUUCAUGUGCAGUGGCAGUUCUGGAAGAGUUUAAAGAUAUUGUCUUCUCUUAUGGUGUCAGUGAUGAGUAUAGCUUUGUUUUGAGCAAGGAUUCUAAAUGUUACCAGCGACAGGCCAGCCAAAUAGUUUCUGUCAUUGUGUCAUUUUUCUCUUCAGCGUAUGUGAUGAAAUGGAAAGACUUUUUCCCAUUUAAAGAGCUGAAGUAUCCUCCCUCUUUUGAUGGACGUGCUGUAUGCUAUCCUUCCACUGAAAUACUUCAAGAUUAUCUGGCAUGGAGACAAGUUGAUUGUCACAUCAACAAUCAGUACAACACCUGUUUUUGGAUGCUUGUCAAGUCAGGAAAAAGUAAAAGUGAAGCUCAGAGUUAUCUAAAGGGCACACAGACAAGAGAGAAGAAUGAACUUCUAAUCAGACAGUUCAACAUUGACUACAACACACUACCCAUAAUGUUCCUCCGGGGUUCCUCCGUAUUUCGUAUAAAGGGAGAGGACUCUGUGAUGCCCGAGGAUGGCACAUUUGAAGAAGUCAAACAGGAAAUAAUUUUGAGUCACUCCAAUAUCAUUGAAGAUAGCUUCUGGAAAGAGCAUCCAAGCAUAUUGUGUUAAUGUUUUUUCAUAUCGAAGUCCAGCGGAGUUCGAGAAGCUCGUUUUUUUUCUUUCUGACAUAGUUCUUUGAACUUCACCGGCAAUUUCUUUCGUUUUUUUUUUUUUUUGGGGGGGGUGGGGUGGUCUGGUGUAACUUUUUCAAUCGGUAUUUGCUGCAUUUAGGCAUAUUAGGCACUUUCUGAAGGGGGUUGACAAUGGACCAGUAUUCUUUCAUUUACAAUCAACGAUUGUGAUUUGUGAGCGAGUUUAUAUUAAGAAAAGUUCUUUCA